Molecule: messenger RNA, 740 nt
Organism: Brassica rapa (field mustard)
Lineage: Eukaryota; Viridiplantae; Streptophyta; Magnoliopsida; Brassicales; Brassicaceae
Source: RefSeq, a predicted model, not a curated record
UUUUUUUUUAAGUGUAGAGAGAUAUUAAAUUAUUGAAGGCAUUGAUGACGAUGCGUUUCACGGCGGCUUGGGUGGGCCCAGACAGAGACGUAGCUGGUGAAUCAGUUAAUGAGAAUCAAACACGUGUCGAGAAUUGAUUGGUUGGAAGAUACUUAACAAUUACUACUUUUUUCGAAGCUUUGAUUCUUCCUCAUCAAUCAUUUGAGGCGGAGAAGGAAACAGACGAAACGUGGAGAAUGGCGAUGCCGCUGGGCAUGGCGACGUAUCUGAUGAGAAUGGUUUGGUUUUCUCUGAGCGGUUGGGUCUUCACUUGCUUGUCUAUCGCCGACGAGAUCGCUGGCUCUCUCAGAAACGGAGAUAUUGGUCCUUUCCAUGUCGGAUGAUUUCGAUUCAGAGAUUCUUUAGCUCUCCUUCUAUAUAUAUGCGUAGAACAAACACGUUUUGCACUCAGGCCUUCUGAUUUUCAGGAAGGGUAUGUAACUGCAAUCAAUCUGCACAGAACAGAAGAAUCUCAUGCAUCUUUUGAUUUGAUGUCAAAUCUCCUCAGCCAAGAGUAGAGCAAAGCAUGGCUAAAGAGAAUAUAUUCCAUAUAUUUUAUCAUUUUUACCAACACGAUUUUGUUUGAUUUAACCAAACCAAUUCCGAAGAACAUAUUCCAUAGUAUAUUUUAUCAAUAAUGUAACAUGUACCAGGCCAACAGCAAAUCAUUUGACCCAAAACAAGCAAAAAUAAAGGUAACA